Molecule: messenger RNA, 8455 nt
Organism: Porites evermanni
Lineage: Eukaryota; Metazoa; Cnidaria; Anthozoa; Scleractinia; Poritidae
Source: the annotation of a GenBank genome assembly
AUGAGAGGAUCAGUGCCACUUAUUUUAGCCUCGAUCCUGCUGAUUAGUUGCCGCUCAUACUCCAAUUCAAGUGCUGAAUAUUGCGAGAAUGACACAUGCGAAUCAAUGGACGGACCAUGCUUCAUUCCACGCCAGAAGGGAAUAUUAACUCGUCUGGAAGGAGUCAGAGUAGGUUGUUCCGCUUUUUAAGGGGGAGGGGGAUAUAAAUAUAAUUUCAUGAUCAAACGAGUAUCCAAAUGGUGGAGCAAAUGAAAUUGCUGUCAUAUGCCAUUUUGUCUGAAAAAUUUAAAUUUAUUUUGAACCCAGUACUGAGUACAUUGUUUAGUUUCUUUCUUGUUUAUUGUUUUACGCGUGAGGUAACAGCCGGUCAGAUAUCAAAUGAGUCAUUUUUCUUGUAGAUAUAAAACUUUUGUGGCCUCAAAAUUUGUCUUAUAAUUUGGAUGGGUUACCAAACAGGGAGAAUAAAAUCUAGAACAGAUAUAAUGAAUAUGUUUGAACUAUUGGGAGUAUCAAUGCUACUUUGAAUAGGGUAACCUAAGGCUGGUACCAGCAAAACUGGAAGGGCGCUGGCAUGCAUGAGCUUCACUGACAUUAGCAACCACUGGCUCACUUGGUUUGUAGACAGGACACUGGUGAACGAUCAACAUGUCCAACUUCUAUUGUAAAACAACGAUGGACGAGAAGCUAAACACCCUUGCAUGUAGUAGAACGUAACCAAGAACACCCCGGAACCCGUCAAACGCAUAAACGGCAAACGUCAAGUAAAUGUAGCAUUUUACAAAUCGGGGUUUCUCUCUGACAGGCGUUGCGGGUACUUCCGGUUUUUUUUUCGGAAUGAUCCAGGGUGUUCCGGUGCAGUCAGAGUCUUGGCCCUAAUGCCAAACGCUCCAGACCUUCUUUAACUUCCAGCUCAUUUAGAGUUUCUUUUAGUUGACAUCGUGAAUUAAAUUAGAAACUGCUUGAUUGGAAUUAAUAACUUUCCCUCGGAAAAAAAUUUGGACGAACUUCUUUAGGACCGUUGGUACAAAAAGUUCUAUUCUAAUACUAGAUUCUGUAAAAAAAGACUUUUGGACGUACAUGUACAGCACUUCUUUUGUAUCUAUGACGUUUCGCCGCGGUCAGUUUUAAGAUCGCAUUUCAAUCUUUGAAAAAUUAAGGUACGUGAAUAAUCAACAGGCCGCUUUUCACUGUACUGUUUGGAUGUAUUCUUAACCAUCUUGAACCAACUUAGGCUAGCCUUGUAAUUCGUCAGUGUAUAACAAAUGAGGGCAAACAGACGGAUCAUCUGUCCAAACGGAAUCAGGUGCUCAAGUCGUCUUGAAUCAGAUUCUUCUCCGGAACGGAUGAUCCAUACUUAUGGGUCUCAAUGGGGUGGUAGCUCCGACGGCUGACGGUUAACUUUUAGAGCUUUUGACGGUUGACGGUUUUUAAGUGGAAAUUUACUACAAGAGUUUUAGUAAAGAUUAUUUUCUAUAUAUGUUUAUAUUAACUAGUGUGUUUUGGAGGUUGACUUGGCCUUUCACUUAUAAAAUUUGGAAACAAUUUCAGAUAUAAUGGCACAAGGUCUUGAAAUGUCUAGAAGGAGUCGGUUUUUGAGAACUGACAUAGGAACUGGUUUUCUAGUUUCACUCUAGAGAUUCAGUCUUCAGGAGCCAGAAGUCCAUGAAAAUCAGCAGAAAUACUUUAAAAAAAGCAAGAUUUGAAACGUCUUAUUGAAACUUUUUGAUCGUUAAUAUCAAUCUGCAUUUUUGACGGUUGACGGUAUAUAUGUGUAAAAAAAAAUUACCGUUUUUGACGGUUGACGGCUAAAUUUUAGGCCGUUUGAGAGCUGGCGGUUAACCCCGUUGAGACCCUCAUACAGCAUAUAUCCAGCCAAUGAGAAUUUUGUAAAUAGAAUCAACCGAGGUAUAGACUAAGCAAAAUUCGCAAUAAAAUAUCAAUAGAUAUUCAGUGUUAAUUUAUGCCAGUAGCUUCGACAUCUGAAAAUAUUUUGCGCACAGCCAUGUGAUGUUCUUUUUCCUUUUCAGGUUGGUCACAGCCAGGAAGUGACACUAGGGGAGGAUGGAAAAUAUGACGUCAUAACUCGAGCUAUGAAGCCCUUAUUGUUUGGUUAGUGAAAAGUACCAUAUUUGCUUCAACCACCAGACUUCUGGCCUGCCUACACAUUAGGGACAGACCAUUAGAAAAGUUCUGGGGGCGGGGAAGGGGGGAUUUUCAAGCCGUAUGAAUUUUUUUGGCGUCAACUUUUUCCUUCUAUGAAUUUUUAAGGCCAAUGCAUUAAUAUUGUUAGGGGUCUUGACUUGGUGUGCAUGAUUUUUUGUUUUAUUUAAUUUUCCCUUGCGCGGAUAUGUUUUUGUACUUCGCCCCCUCCUUAAAUUUUCUAAUGGUCAGUCAAUUAUUGGUCUUUUAGGAUUCAUACGCUCUGUACAUUCUUAUAUACUUAAGAAUGGGCCAUUGGCAGCUAAGCCGUCACAUGGUGUACAAAAACACCUCGCAUGGACUCAAACAACGCUUGAGACGUUGAAAGAAUUUUUACGUUAUGGAACUCUUUUGGUUUUCUUGCCCCACGUCCGUUUCUUCACUUGUGUCUUAUUUUUUUCUUAGAAAUUCCCAAUUUCCUAUCUGAGGAAGAAUGUGACUAUAUCAUAACACUGGCCAGUGAGAACGAGCUCAUGAAUAGUGUUGCAAAAGGAGGGCUCACAGAGGCUGAUAACUGGAAAUUUGAUCCAUACAGUGAGUAAUAGCACGGCUUCAUGAAUCUUAUAUUAAGAAAUUAGAGAGUGAAACAAUGUACAGUCUGAGAAAACAGCCUACAUUUUGCGACGCCACCUCUUGUUUUCCCGCGAAAUAGCGUCUCACAAACGAGCGCAGAAAUCAUAUACAGAUGACGAUCACUAACCAGAUCUGGGUAGUACUUCUGAUUGUUGGUACCGCGCGGGAAAUUUGUUUCAACCGAUUCAGGAAGCACUACCCGGAUCUGGGUGAUGACGCCGCCGUCAGCCUUCAUCUUCUUCUUUUACGCCAAAGAUCUCUCAGGAUCUGUAGACCCACUCUGAUGCUGUAUUAUUGUUAAGUCUCUCUUCUCAGCAAGGCUGAUAUCCUGCGAUGCCGUUGGCCAUCAGUAUGAAAUUUCUGCAAACGUUGCUCAGACGUCAUUUCGCGGGGAAACCAGUAGUGGCGUCUUGAAAUGGCGGCUGUUUUCUCAGGGUGAACAGCUAGAAAACUGGUAGAAAUCACAGUAUAGCAAGACAUGUUUUCGACCGGCAACCUGUUGUUCUGCCCAGAAUCAAAAUCAAAAAAACUUCGGUAGUACCACUUUUCCGGAAGAAACUCUUGAAAUGAAAGAGAGAGAGAGAGAGAGAGGAGGGGUGUAGAUGACAGUCCCAAUUAAAGAUUUGCCUGUAACUUUUACCAGGGAAGCCGAAAUUGCGAAACUCCGUGGAACACGAUUCAGUAUGAACGAGGACCUCUCGGGUAUCAACCAGUGCGGCAAGACCACGUGAAACACUGCUAUGCAACUUAGGCCUGGCCAAACCUAGACCUUUCAUGAGACGAACGAAACUUACCGAGUUACUCAUCAAAGGUUCGACCUUUGGCUCAGUUUAGUUCUCUCCGUCCAACGUUUGACCCAACAGACGAUCUUAACUUAAUUUAGGUCGACCAAAUAAAAUUAGAGUUUGGUUUGCUUCAUUUUUGGUCUAGGCCCUAGUGAACAGACACUAACUACAAAAGCAGCAGCUAAGGCCUUUCCUGAGACGUACCAAACUCUAAGGUGGGUCGACCUAAAUUAAGUUAAGAUCCUCUGUUGGGUCAGACGUCGAACUUAAGACGCGUUGAACCGGAAUUAACUGAAUCAGACCCGAGUCGGCCAGCGGGUGUUCAAUAAUCAAUUUUCUCCCGGACGAGACUAAAUAUACAAAUUUUAAAUUUAUUGGUUUAGUUCCUCGCAUGUUAAGAUAGAAUUUUGUCCCAGAGACGAUCAUCAGACGUUCUAUCCGUCUGCUUCAGACGGAUAGUUAACAAAUCGUCCACAAUUUUCCGUGAUCUGCGCUCUUAUAGACCAUAGAAAUGACGUGAUAAAAUGUUCAAAACUCAAGUGGAUCCACAAGCCGCAGGCGAGUGUUUUCACUGCAAAGUAUUAAACAUUUUGUGGUGUCAUUUCUAUGAUCCAUAAGAGUGUAGACCAUGGAAAAUUGUGGUCGAUUUGUUUUUUACAAUAACAUUUUUUUUACGAAAAACCAAAAACAAAACAACUGGCACUGCGUUAUAUGUUACGUCAUUUCCAUGGUCUAUACUCUCAUAGACCAUAGCUCUCGUCCAAUCAGCGCGCGAGGAUUCACUCAGUUAUUGUAAAAAAGUUGUUGGACGAUCCAAACUCAUUCAGACGAACUUAACUGAGUCAGACGUCGAACUUUACAUGAACAUAACUCACUAAGUCUGGUUCGUCACACGAAAAGUUCGACGUUUGGCCAAGGCCUAAGAUCAAUUUGAUUGUUCCUCUUUAGUGAUUGACGUUUAUUGUUUGUACAUUUUUGAAUAGUAAUUAUUACGAGCAACGCAUUCUUUAAGAUGAAGAUCAUUCAAUCAAUUAAAAUUUCGUUUUAGUUCAAGGCAAAGCAAAUGGACCCAGAGGACUGUAUAAAAACUGGGACUUUGAUCUAGACGGGAAAAUUACUAUAGAGGAGGUGAGGUUAUAGCUUAGCGGCGGUCUUGAUUCCAGGAUAAAAAUAUGUAGUAAACAACACAGUUGAUCCUAUAUCAUUUACUGAAUUCAUGACUAGGUACGGUUCUAAAAUAUAUCAGUUUGACGAAGACAAAGUUUAUUUGCAGAUAAAAAAGUUUGCAAAGAGAUACAGAUAUCUUUACCUCACGGACGAGGAAGUGAAAAAGAUGUAAGUUGUCGCCGUCCAUCUACUGUAGUGUGUACUGUAGAAUGUUGUGUUAUAAUGGUUCUAAAUGAGUUUUUUCGCAACCAGUUGAUUUGGAUGAUUAUUUAAAACAAGGGAUAUUAAAAAUAAUAUUUUGUUAUUUGUUUUUAGAUUCACCGACUUGAACUUGCACACUUUUUUAGAGGAUGGUAUGUAACUACUAGAAUAAGCUUAAAACUUUGCACAACGACUCCCAGCAAAACGCCACAACAUGCAACAGGAUGUGCAAACGGACGCAAUGUGUAACAUCCAUAUCCAACAAUGUUCGGAUCGAGUUGUUGGCCAACACAUGUUGCAUCCGUUUGCAGGGGGCUUUACUGUGAUUGACAGUCUUAUCUUUGCAUUCAUUGCCUCUGGUAUAUUUCAAAACAAAAAAAAGAAAAGAAAAGAAAGCUACAUCAUCCUCUUGGUCUAGACAGAUCACGCAUGCCAGAUCGCACUAAGGGUGUAGAGUGCGCCUCUUACUUGCGCUAUCGAUUCCGCGCUUUAUGUGAUAAAAUACUUAAUGAACAUUUCUGGGGUUGAGGAGUCUUUCUCGGAGCAGAUCAAACCAUGUUAGACCAGGAUCUAUUAUGGAGAAAAAAAAUGUAGAUUUACAUCAAAUUUGCUCGAGGUAGAUAUCAUGUAUACUGAAUCGCAAACAAAGAGGAAAAGCAAUGGCAUGGCAAAUGCCGUAUUUCCUCUCUAACUUACAUGCAACCUCAUGUGAAUUAGGAUACAAACGUUCUAUUUACAACCUUUACCCUUGUUUUUCUCCUAGUUUUUUGCCUAAUAUUUAUCUCGAGCAAAUCAGAUGUAAAUGUAUUCUGUGAGAUCUAUUUGCCUUGAAAAGAAGGAAUAUCAUGAUGUAUAUAUUCACUGAUAAGACCAACUGCUGAUAGCUGAUAGUGAGUUAUAUGGCUUAAUCAGACCUCUCUUUUUCCAAAAUAGGCAUAAUUACUCCUGAGGAGUUUGAACAUUUGAACACCAUUUUGAUCGACAGUUACAUGUAUGAAAUGGGUCGUAGCCAUCCUCGCCACAGAGAAAGAUUCAGUGAACAAACAUGGCUGACGCAAGAACACGAAGACGGGCUUCUUCAGGGAAUUCGCUUGAGGUACAAUAAAACAUGUCCAGUUUCUUGUACGAUGAAAUAUUUAGAAUUAUUUUAAUUUCAUUUUAGAUUAAUGGGUCUUUUUUCACAUCAUAACAUUUAACCUUAUGGCUAAAAGACAAACGAAGAAAUAUAGUUUUGUUAAUCAGGAGUUCGAGUAGCUGAGUUCGCUUAGCCUGUAUUUGCAAGCUGUUCGCAUUCAUUGCUGUGUAUUUUACUUUGCAACCCAGUCUUCACGCUGUAAGGGUUGAAUGCAAAACCCCAAACCACUUCCACAUUUCCCAUAAUGUACCUCAUUCGCCUCCCAAAAUUAUGCAUAACCUUGUUUUUCAUUUCUCGUGGGUAUUACACACUGUAAUUUUCAGGGAGUUAUAAUAACUCCUCUAGUGGGGCUAAUUUAACUCCUUACAUUGGAGUUAUUUUUCGUGGAGUUAUUUUAACUCCAAAAAGGAGUUUAAAGAACUCUUUUUCAGGAGUAAAAGAGACCCCAGAUAUUGAGGAGUUGAAAUAACCCCAAAAAAGGAGUUAUCCUGUACCUAAAAUUUUUACUCCACUUUCAGAGUUAAAUUAACUCCAAAAAGAGUAAAAACAACCCAUGUAAGGAGUACAAGUAACCCCAUUUCGGAGUAAUUUUAACUCCAGACUGGGAGUAAAAAGAACUCUUUUUCAGGAGUAAAAAUGACCCCAAAUUCGGAGUUAAAUUAGGAGUUAAAAUAACCCCAAAAAAGGGGUUAUCCUGUGCCUAAAAUUUUUACUCCAUUUUUGGAGUUAUAAUAACUCCCUAAAAAUUACGGUGCAGCCAUUCCAAGAGAAAUUGAAAACAAUGCUUAUGCAAAAUUUUUUUGGGGAAAAUAAGGUGAGGACUUUAAACAAACAAAAGCACCAAGUCAGAAAAUGUUAUUCCCACGCCGGAAAUCGAACCCGGGCCGUAUAUCGGUGAAAGCGCCGAUUAUCCUUACCAUGUACUAAACCAGGUAGGAGUGAUUGGUUCCUGGAGGCAGAAGUAAAGAACUUUAUGUCACUUAAGCGAGAGUUGCUAAAUAAAACAAACCGCUUUCAUUGUAAAAACUGUACUUUUACCUAUUCUAACUGAAAGUAAAGAAAAAUUUUCUCAGGCAGGCCUGUGGCGACGAGCGAGAGCGUCAAAACCGUAACCAGUGGUUGGAGAACAGAGACAUACACAGUGUCAUACAGCUUAAAUGAAUAGGAGUGUUUAUAACUUAAUUAAUAUGCAGCGUUUUUAACUGAUAACUUAUGAUCACAGGUUGUCAUAAACAAGUAUAAAUAAAACUGUUUUGUACAUUGUUGUCUCAUAGGGUUCAAGCCCUAACAAAACUCCCGGAUGAGAUAAUUUACGGAAGCGAGUACAUACAGGUACGAUGCUGAUGAAGAUUCAGCUUGUACCCUUAAAUCUAAGUCUACUUUUUCCUGAAGUGCUUACCAAGCGUUUAAUUAUUGAUUAUCCACUUAAAUUUAUAAAUUUGUAAAUUGUACGUUGUUUCAUUGUCUAAUUAUAAGAUGGAUCCAAUCUAGAAAAAAAAAAACCUGCUCUUCUAAUUACCUAUGACCGCAAUUUAACUUGGGGUACUAAAUUAAAAAUGCCGUUUUUAUGUACCUCUAUUUAAGUUGGCUUGGUGCAAUUUUUUAAUUCUUAUUACCUGACCUUUCCUUCGUUCUCUCCUGUUCACCCCUGUUUUUAAUCCGUUGAGUAGUCUCCCGGCCAAACGGAUGUUUUAUAGUGUAGUUCCUUUGCUCUGUGUUUUGCUUGCAUUGCUUCGCGGCCGUUGACCGAGCUUUCUUCUGUUUACUUUAGUCCAUUCCCAGCUCAUAAGGUAAACCCACAAUUAUGCAUGAAAUUUGAUAUAAAUGAUGUGUGAUUAUAUGUACCUCGACUGUAUGCUAAUUAUCUGGCAGGUUGUUCGUUACGGAGUUGACGGACAUUACCACGCCCACCUUGACAGUGAAACUCAUGAGAAUCCGGAGAUACGCUGUUGUCAUCAGAUUCCAAACGCUGGAACAGAUGGCCGUGGAACAAAAUGCAAGUUGUGCAGGUAAUAUAGGGAUGUCUAGUGCAGCGGCUCACUAUCUAGUAUGACAAUAUUUUGGAAAUCAAGAGAGCAUUCUCUCAUGUGGAAACAAUGGAAUCGAAUCUCUGUAAAUGGCAAUGUGAUCCCACUUGCUGUAAAAAUUUGUUGCAGUUAAGUUGCUCUUACUGCAAUAUAAAGUUUCCGUUUGCUCUACGUUGCUCUACAUUGAGCAUCUUCUUUUUUUAAAGUCACACGAUCUUUACGCCAGAAAGGUUCGUUUAAUUUUCCUAACAUCUUAAACUAAUCACUUUGUCAGGUAUGUCACAAUCCUGUAUUUCUUGAAUGAAGUACCCGCCGGUGGUGAAACAGCGUUUCCAUUAGCUGAUAAUGCCACUUUCGACAAAGAGGUU